GCUUGUGCCGAGUUUCUUAGGGUAUGAGGCCUCUUUUACCCUUUCCCCUUUUUCCUUUGGUUUGUUUGGUUCUUCAGGCCUGUGGCAAUCCUUUGUUGUUGAGAGCCUGGUUUCAGCACAGCGGCCUAGAUUUGGUCAUCUCUGUUCCUAGACUUCCUCGGGCUCUUUUGUGCUUUGUUUUGAUUGAGCUGAUGCUCACAUUGUCAAGCUAAACUGGCUGAUGCUGCCAGGAUAACUCUGGGGGCCAAGUCCUACUAGCAGCAACUCAACACCUGAACUGUUUGUGGAGAUGCGCGGCUGAAGAUACUCAAUGUCAUUCUGCACAUUUCCUCAAUAUGCAUGCCCUUACAUCUCGACAUCAAGUACCUUCGUCUGUCCGUCCCAUUCUACUUCUGGCAAGCGCUUGCUCUGCGAAGUCGUUGGAUGUACGGGGAAUGUCUCAGCCACGCCGUUGUACUAUUGCUCCGCUUCGGCCUCCUGCAAGUACAUCUCUCCUCAGCAGAGCUUCAGGUGUCCAGAACACUCGGGUUCCUCAAAAGCGGUUGCGGUAGAAGUGGGAGCAGCGGUGACAGGCACAUCAGGGUUUGUUAAAGAGAGCUUCCCGUUCAUGAUAACGGAUGAUCUGCAGAUUUUCAGAUUGUCGACGAUUCGCAGUAUCCAGUUGCUAAAUGAGAUGAAGAUAACGAACAUGGGAGACUUGUCAGGUGUCCAAGUCAAUGUGGGAAAGGAGGAGAUUCUUAAGCUGAUUCGUCUCGCGAUCACCAGCCAGACUGGAGUGCUGACCGCAGUGUUCAGCAAACAGUUCUCGGAGCAUCUGAAGAAACGCGAGUCUCACAAGGAGACCAAAUGAGUGUCGGCAUUGACAUGAUUGAGUGCAUAUUCGCGGCGGGUGCACAGCGAUCCAUAGUUGGCCAGCAGAGCGAGGUGCGUCUGUGAGGUUGAUAUGUGUGUGCACUGGCGGCUGCGUUUCCAUCUAUUAGCAACACAGUAAAAAACAUUUUGGCUGUUUACGAAAGAGGAAUGCACAUAUCAUGGGGAGGGACGACAGAGAGAGGGAGUGGGUCGGUUGGGGAUCGUCGGCAAGAGACAUGUGAGCUCGGGCUUGUGAAAUGUCAGAGUUUCUUUUCUUCUCUUCUCUUUGAAUACGAUGUACCAUAAAACCUUGGGCUGCAGAGAACAUGUUUGUAGAUAAAUUGGUGUUACACAU
Chara braunii is the source of this 1207-nucleotide messenger RNA. NCBI's taxonomy places the organism in Eukaryota, Viridiplantae, Streptophyta, Charophyceae, Charales, Characeae. The record is from the annotation of a GenBank genome assembly.